CAAAAUUCAGAGAAACUGAGAUGGGAACUCCUCCUCCAGCGGCGAUAGGAACCAGGGGCACGGUCGGAUCUCUGGUGAGGAAGGAAAUUGAAUACUUCACCAUGUUUGAGGUAGAGAGACGAGGAUGUCGUUCUCAGAGACAACCUCGUACACAAGCUGUGGACCAGGUUUCUGCAAGAGGAUUUUCUAGUUGCAGACCCAGUUUCUGGGUGGCUCUAAUGACCUGGAAGAGGAAGAAGCGAAGAUUCUCAAGUGGAUUCCUCCCAAAAAUCUGUUCUGUUCCUGAAGUAGCAGAGACCAAUCAUCUAGACAGAAUCCCAGGUUUUAGCUACAGGAUCCUCAGUAAUGACAUCAACAACUUCGGAGACUGCAAGGAUUGUGUGACAUGAGAUGAUUAUAUAGAUAUCUCUCUUUAGUUUUGAAUGAAACUCACAAGAUAUCUGUGACAGCAAUUUAACAAAGGUGAAUUGGAGUUUGUCCAGUAAUUUUAUUGUGGUUGCAAUCUGAAAUCAGUGCUGGAGAUUGUUGUGGAUAUUGCAGCCAACAAACAAGACUGAGGAUCAUAUAUCAAUUUGGCUUUCAUUACUCUACUCUUGUUCUCUAAUCUUUAUUUUAGAUCGCACAUAUCAAAAGAAUUUUCUCCAAGAUUUGUUAGAGCAUGGCGUUAACCAAAACAAGAGCAGUACAGACACAAAUCAUCAACAAAAGGUUAAUUUAUUAUUUUUUAUAAACAGGACUAGAAUACAACUAAGCACACUGAUCUCUGCAACACUCUUGUUUUUUUUUUUUCCUUUUGUUCAUUUUCUUUAGUGUGAAUAAAGUUCUUGAGUCACCCACGUUAGAUGAUAUUGCUACAAUUGUUGAUGGCCUGCACUUGAACUUCCAGCCCAGUGAUGAUGUUGAUGGCCAACACUUGAACUCCCAACCCUGUGAUGUUGUUGAUGGCCUACACUUGAACUCCCAACCCUGUGAUGUUGUUGAUUGUCUACACGUGAAUUUCCAAACCUUUCAUGUUGUUGAUAGUCUACAUGUGAACUUCCAACCCUAAAUGAUUCAACGUGGCCUGCUAUUUUUACAGAUUCUUCUUUAUUAUAUUGAGGAUCAUCUUCUUCACCAUUUACUGGGAGUGUUAUAUGCUGAAGGGCUGUUACUACAUCACUCAUCAAAGGUCUUGUGUCUGCUUCUUCUUGCAGACACAUGGCUGCCACUGCGAGUGCUUUGAAAAGUCCUUUCACUGGGAAGUUAUCCUUCAGCAAUGGAUCUGCCAUUAGUGUGAACUUCUCUCUGUCUUCAAGCAGUGGCUGUGCCUGCAUCAUCAACAAUGUCUUCACAACCUCAAAUUUUUAUAAUAACUACAUGUGGGUAUUGCAUGAAGUUUGAAAAAUGAGCUGCGCUUUUCAUGACUCAGAGACAGUGCAGUUUCUUGUUAUUUUGUACGGUGAUGCUAGGAGGUUGAUUUUGAUUCAGUGUGUAUCGUUGGUAGGGUGUUGUGUGAAUUGUUUGAUGACAUGUGAGAUAACAGCUUUAGAAUUA
Molecule: messenger RNA, 1533 nt
Organism: Prosopis cineraria
Lineage: Eukaryota; Viridiplantae; Streptophyta; Magnoliopsida; Fabales; Fabaceae
Exons: 1
Coding region: 21-389 (122 amino acids)
Source: RefSeq, a predicted model, not a curated record